This is a messenger RNA of Chironomus riparius, 1572 nucleotides long. Lineage: Eukaryota; Metazoa; Arthropoda; Insecta; Diptera; Chironomidae. The record is from the annotation of a GenBank genome assembly.
GAAAAUAGCAAAAAAAGAGUUAAGAAAUAAUUUAAAAAAAAGAAGUAAAAAGAAAUUAAGGCAAAGCAAAGGAAAUAGAUGUGAAUUGUUAAUAGUUUAUAUCAAACAAAAUUAAUGUAUUUUGUAUGUAAACAAUAUAUAAAAAGUGGUUCGAACAGUUGAGAGAAUAGAAGAAAAAUUGAAAAGUGAACGAGUGUUGAGUUAUAAAUUUACGAGACGGAGAUAUAAUAAGAUAAGUGAAAAGACAUUAAUUAUUGUUUGAAGGAAAGUGCUAUCACUAUAACCAGGACAAAACUACCAUAAACUGCUAGAUAUUAUUAGAUAUAUACACGAAAAAAAGAGGAAAAAGUUUUUCUCAUCAUCGCGGAAAAGCUCCACAGCUGUAUCUCGAGGAAAUCAAUUUUCAAUUUUGUUCCUGUGCUAUUCUUCUUCUGCACCAAAAGAGCAGUUACGACUAAACACCAACUUUGUUGGCAGCACAUUAGGAUAAACUCAAUUUGAAACACACAACAGAAUGUCGACAGAAGAGAUAGAGAACGGUGGUUUUAUAGAUCGAGUUGUUAACUUUUUUGUAGUAAAUGAAGAUCCACGUACAAAGACAUGGUUUCUCGGGAACACACCUGGACCACUUGUAUCGAUUUUGGUAACCUAUCUUUAUUUCUGCCUAUAUGCUGGUCCACGAUAUAUGAAAAAUCGGAAACCAUUUCAAUUGACGAAAACAUUGAUCGUUUACAAUGCUGCACAAGUUGUUUUUAGUAUCGUUUUAGUCAUUGAAGGGUUAGAAGGCGGUUGGAGGAAACAUUAUAAUUUUCGAUGUCAACCUGUUGACUACUCAACAAAUCCAAGUGCAAUAAGGAUGGCUCGUGCUGUAUGGUUAUAUUACAUGGCAAAAAUUGUUGAACUUUUGGACACUGUAUUUUUUGUUUUACGCAAAAAACAAUCACAAGUUAGUUUUCUUCAUGUCUAUCAUCACACAUUAAUGCCAUUUUGUGCGUUCAUCGGAGUCAAAUAUUUUGCAGGUGGACAUGGAACUCUCCUAGGUCUCAUUAAUUCAUUUAUUCAUGUUAUUAUGUAUAUGUAUUACAUGCUGUCUGCAAUACCUUCCAUGCAAAAAUAUUUAUGGUGGAAGCGAUACUUGACCAUUAUGCAAAUUAUUCAAUUUUUGAUCGUCUUCUGUCAUACAAUUCAAGUUCAGUUCCGGCCAAGUUGUACUUAUCCGAAAUCAAUUGCUGCUUUACUUACACUUAAUGCUGCCCUAUUCACCUACAUGUUUUCAUCAUUCUAUAUUAGAUCUUACACCAAAAAGAGACGGGAUCAUGGCGAACAAAAAAAAGUCAUUUGUGAUGAAAAUAGUAAUGUAGUGGAACAAGUUGAUAAAAUGAUAAAAAAGGAAUAGAGGACUAUUGUAUUUCAAAGAAAAAGGAAAUAUAAUUAAAAUGAAAUCGUUUAAAGUCAAAGAUGUUGAUAAUGAUAAUGGUCGUACUUUCUACUUCUAAUCCAUUCAUAUUUUAUAUUUAUUAAUUUUAAGGAAUUUUUCGAGCAGAAAAAUGAUAAAAUACAAUUUUUUUUUAA